Molecule: messenger RNA, 1642 nt
Organism: Asparagus officinalis (garden asparagus)
Lineage: Eukaryota; Viridiplantae; Streptophyta; Magnoliopsida; Asparagales; Asparagaceae
Exons: 6
Coding region: 294-1265 (323 amino acids)
Biological process (GO): Golgi vesicle transport
Cellular component (GO): membrane
Source: RefSeq, a predicted model, not a curated record
AGCCCCACCCCAGAUCACGCUGGGGGUUGGCCAUCGGUCAGCCAAAUCCAGCGGGGAGAUCGUCUCUUUUCCCCAUCCUCUCCUCCAAAAAACAAAGCGACGCAAGAUUUCUCCAUCAUUUUCCUCCUCCAUUUUUGAUCCGUUCCCCUCUUGAAUCGACACGUGCGCGUUUGCGUAACUUCACCUCGUUGUCGUUACGCGAUCUCGAUCGGCCUAAAGCCGCGAUCUCGAUCGGCCUAAAGCCGCGAUCUUUUCCCAGCUAGGUUUAGGGUUUGGAGACCGGUAGAUCAUAGAUGACGACGUGCUUCGAUCGAUGGGAGAAAGAUCCGUUCUUUGCCGCUGCCGAAGAGGUUCAGGAAUCGGCCGAUAGGAUGGAAUCCGUUUAUAGAAGAUGGAUUCACGAAAAAAGAGAAGCUGCAAACCCUAGCAAUGAAACGUUUGAGGUCUCAAGCGAGCUUCUUCGGGAGCUUCAAAUGACCGUCGGUACAGCAAAAUGGCAGCUUGAUGAAUUGAGUAAAGCGGUAAGAUCGAAUGAUGAUGCAUGCUCGGCUGGAGAGGAGACGAGAACACGGCACAAACAAUUUGUUGAUGCCAUUGGGAAUCAGAUAUCAACAGUAGAGAAUUCUUUGAGGGAGUCGAAACUUGAGAAGGGAGAAGGUGAUCAUUCCUGGGUGAAAUUGGAUAAAGGAGAAAGAGACGAGCUUGCUCUUUUUCUAGCUUGCCCUUUGCCUACACAAGAUAUACCAAAGGGUGGUCGGCGUUCUAAUGAGACUCUAAAGAAUAAUUCAAAAGAGGAGAGGGUCAAUGGUCAUCGGAGGACAGCAAGUGCUUGCGCUGAUAUGAGUGCAUGGAAAAUUUCAGUUCCAAAGGAUGACCAAAUGCCUAGCGUACCACCACCUAAGAUGCCAAGUUUCUCUUGUUUACUAAAUGAUUUAGAGUCGAGUUCUAAGGUUCAAUGGUCAAAAAAUGUGUUUAGGAAAUUGAAGGGUGUAGAUCCAUAUCAACAAGAUGAUUCAGAAUCUCUUCCAUUGAGGGAUCCUCAGUUGAGUCGGGGUUGCAAUGCAUGUUAUGAGAAAACUAAGAGUUGCCUUAGUAGUUGCGGCCAUGAAACUUAUGAUAAGCAGCUCUAUGGGUGGUUUGGAGCUCUUCAAAGGCAACUUCAGAGGUCUCAGUAUCAGAUCCGAUAUGCAAGGCCUGUCCAAAUGAUUUCUUUGGCAGUAGUCAUUGUUUUAUCAAUUGUUUUCCUUGCCUUCCGGGCCAUUUAAUAGAGCUCAACACCACCUUAUUCUUAGAUGGUAGACAAGGAUUCAAUCUUAUUACCUUGAGGUUAUAUUGUGGUACAGGCUAGCAGUUUCGUGUAGGCAGUCACAACCUCGGGCAUUUUUAGUUAUUCCGACCAUCUGAAAUGUCAAUGGAGGUCCAAUGUUGUAUAUUACUCUUAUGUUUACCGUGUUUGUUGUAUUUAUAUAUGUAACCGUUUUAUUCUUCUUGUUAGCUUCCGUUUGUAUUAAGGACUCUAUUAGACAGAAUGUCCAGUUAUUUCUUGUUACCUCUUAUGGCGCUCUUUAGCGCCCGGUUGUUUCUAGCUCCAAAACUGCUAGUAAUGGAUGAGGAUCUUUCAUGGAUCAGUACUUCAUGAUUU